AUGUCUUGCUACGACCUGUGCGUCCCCGCCACCAGCUGCGGCAUCGCCCCCACCAGCUGCGGCAUUGCCUGCCCCCAGCCCAUCGCUGACAGCUGCAACGAGCCGUGCGUCCGGCAGUGCCCUGACUCAACAACUGUGAUCCAGCCGCCUCCCGUGGUCGUCACCUUCCCCGGCCCCAUCCUCAGCUCCUUCCCCCAGAGUUCAGUUGUGGGCUCCUCUGGAGCACCCGUCCUUGCAGCCUCCCUGGGUUACGGGGGCUCCUCCCUGGGCUCUGGGGGUCUCUAUGGCUAUGGAGCCUCCUCCCUGGGUUACAGGGGUCUCUACGGCUAUGGAAGAUCCUAUGGGGCUGGAUACUGCCGGCCCUUCUCCUACCGGUACAGCAGGUACCGCCGUGGAAGCUGCGGGCCUUGCUAG
This is a messenger RNA of Struthio camelus australis, 414 nucleotides long. RefSeq names its product scale keratin. The record is from RefSeq and is a predicted model, not a curated record. Gene Ontology annotation, molecular function: structural constituent of cytoskeleton. Gene Ontology annotation, cellular component: intermediate filament. NCBI's taxonomy places the organism in Eukaryota, Metazoa, Chordata, Aves, Struthioniformes, Struthionidae.